AUGUAUAAAAUAUUUUCUCUCUUACUGAUUAUUCUUGUUGGUAGUGUUGUCGCUAAUGUACACAAAUUUAAAAUUCGAUCAAAUCAUACUGAACGUGCUAUUUCAUCAUUAAUUCAUGGAACUAACAUUGUUCUUGAUAUUAUUCUUCAAUUUGGUAUUAUGGAUACAUGUGGUCAUUUGUGUGAUCUUGUAACUGAGAAGACUGGAUCAGCACUUCUUGGACUUGUUUGUACAGUGGGUUGUGAUUUUUUGGGUAUUGAAGAGUUUGCUAAAUUAAUGCAAAGUGCAGAUAUUGAUCCAAUCUAUUAUUGUGAAACAAUCAAACUUUGUCCAAUCAAUGAUGACGGUGAUGCUAAAUUUAAAUCAUUUACUAUUCUUCCAUCACGUGCUCAAACUGGUAGUACAAUUGAUGUUGACAUGGUUUUUGUAACAACAAAUGGAACCGGUACAGGUGAAAUGGUUAUUAUGAUUCAAACAGUCGAUAAAAUCCCACUUACUUCUGGUUUCUUAAGUGAAGCUAAAAAACCCGGUACUUAUGGUGAGCGUAUUACUAUUGAUACUACCGCUGAUCCAGAUUGUGAUCCUAGUCGAGAACAAUGUGAAUUGUGGUUAGAAGGUACUUAUAAUGUUACAGUUAUGCUUUGUAAUGGACAAUGUGGUUCACAUCAUCCUCAUACGACUUUGUAUGAUACAGGUCGAGGUUCUUUUACACUCUACGAAGAGUAA
This is a messenger RNA of Rotaria sp. Silwood2, 726 nucleotides long. The record is from the annotation of a GenBank genome assembly. NCBI's taxonomy places the organism in Eukaryota, Metazoa, Rotifera, Eurotatoria, Philodinida, Philodinidae.